Molecule: messenger RNA, 1743 nt
Organism: Eriocheir sinensis (Chinese mitten crab)
Lineage: Eukaryota; Metazoa; Arthropoda; Malacostraca; Decapoda; Varunidae
Product: AFG1-like ATPase
Exons: 7
Coding region: 107-1558 (483 amino acids)
Cellular component (GO): mitochondrion; cytoplasm
Molecular function (GO): ATP hydrolysis activity; ATP binding
Source: RefSeq, a predicted model, not a curated record
GAGAGAGAGAGACUUGUAAACAAACCAAGAUGAAGACUGGCCAGAUUGCGUCAUAGGAAGGACCUUCGCCUGUUAAGUCCAUUUUCCCUUCGUUUCCUAUGUGUUUAUGACCUCUAUGAUCCUUAGGGUGUCAUGGCGGGGGCGGCUGGCGGCGGCUGGGCUCAGAAGGACGGCUACACGGGCAACCUGGCUAACCGGACAACCAUACAACCGGGAACGCUCCACAGCCGCCAGGGAAAAACCGGCGGCUGUGGCGGCUGAGGGACCCUUGGCGGAGUACGACAACCGAGUGGCGGCUGGUGAGUUGGCGGAUGACGCACACCAGCGGAGAAUUCUCGGCGGCUUGGAGCGAUGUUUCCAAGAGGUGGCGGGGUACCCUGGGCCGCCACCACCCCCAGGGCUGCUCCGGCGGCUACUAGGAGGGGAGGGGAGCCGCCAGUCCGCCCCCCUGGGAGUGUACCUCUGGGGGGCGGUUGGGACGGGGAAGACUAUGCUAAUGGAUCUAUUCUUUGAGUGUGUGCGCGUCGAGCGAAAACGUCGUGUGCACUUUAACGCGUUCAUGCUUGACGUACAUGAGCGUAUUCACCGUGAGAAGGGCCGUGUGCACCGUAUACAUGCCCCAGACCAAGCCCGAUAUUUUGAGCCCGAUGGGACGUACACGGUCAGACUUAGACCCCAAGACCCGAUACCGCCCGUGGCAAGACAGGUCCUGGACGAGUCUUGGCUGAUAUGUUUUGACGAGUUUCAGGUCACCGACAUCGCCGACGCCAUGAUAUUGAAGCGGUUGUUCUCGGAGCUCUUCGCCGGCGGAGCGGUCAUCGUGGCAACCAGCAACCGUCAACCCGAUGACCUCUACAAGAACGGGUUACAGAGGUCACAUUUCCUUCCUUUUAUACCUAUUCUGAAGAGUCGCUCUGAGGUCAUGAACUUGGACUCAGGGAUCGACUAUCGCGUCAGAACCAAGUCCGGCGACCAGAAAGUGUUCUUUGUCAAGUCCGAGUGUGACGCGGAACUGGAGUCCAAGGUGCUCUUCAAGGUGUUGAGUGCGCAGGAAACAGACUCAGUGCGGCCGAGGACCCUGUCUUACGGGGGAAGGAACGUGACUUUUGAGAGGGCUUGUGGAGGAGUCCUGGACAGUACCUUUGAGGAGCUGUGUGACAGGCCCCUUGGAGCGGUUGACUACAUCCAGCUGUGUCGCACCUUUCACACCAUCUUCAUCCGUGACAUCCCAGUGCUCACCCAGCGCUCCAAGGGACAGGCUCGGCGCUUCAUCACUCUCAUCGACACACUGUACGACCAUAAGGCUCGUGUUGUGUGCACCAGCGAUGCCCCGCACUACCAGAUCUUCCAGGGUGAGUCCGGGCCCGCUGAGCACCCUGACAAGGACUCCCUCAACCUGAUGGACGACCUUGGGCUGAAGGGUGCAUCAGCAGAGACGCAGAACAUGUCUAUCUUCACUGGCGAGGAGGAGAUGUUUGCCUUCGAGAGGACAGUGUCGAGGCUUGCACAGAUGACCACGCCGGAGUACUGGAAGCUAUAUGACUCUGAGCAGCGGUGAGGGCGGAGGGCUUAGGGGAGACUUGCUGGGGUUUAAGGGGUGAUGAUUUAAGGUUAUGAGCUUAUUAAGAGAGGAGGAAUUGUGAGGGUUAAGGAAAACAAGGAAAACAAAGCUGGAAUUUUGCAAGGAAAGGAAUUAAGAUACAGAGAGAAGGGAGAUAGAAGGAAAGAAGUGGGGAGAGAAAG